Molecule: messenger RNA, 1758 nt
Organism: Bicyclus anynana (squinting bush brown)
Lineage: Eukaryota; Metazoa; Arthropoda; Insecta; Lepidoptera; Nymphalidae
Exons: 3
Coding region: 230-655 (141 amino acids)
Source: RefSeq, a predicted model, not a curated record
CAGUCCCGGCGACCGGCGUAUGCGUUUAAAAAACUUUGUUAAUUGUUUACACGUUUGACUUUGGCUCCUUAGUUUGGAUUUAUUUGCCGGCUUAUCGAUUGGAAAUCGACAUCAUGGAUCUUUGUGUGAACUGUGGCAUAGAAAAGAAAAAGGAAAAAGCAACAACUAGUUGUAAUACCACAGGCAGACGAGUCUUGAAUGACGAAAUGAUUCUCUUAGUGAUUCGUCGAUGGCGUACACCGCAGCCUGUAAACAACAGUAUUUGCUAAGCUUGCUGGAACAAACAUCAGCUAUUGAUCAACCAAGACAAUUUGGCCACCGUAAUGUUUGCCUCCGCUGUGGUCGCUCUGUUGCAUCACAAGUCACUCGUCUGCUUCAUACAGGCUCAUCUUGUGAACUGAGAAUUUAUAAUGCCAUAGAAGAAUGUAUUAUGCCUCAAACUAUAAAACAAGGAAACCACAUCUGCCAUAAUUGUUGGGUGGCUGCAGACAGGGCUGCUGUCCAUAUAGUCUCAGGCCCAUCAACUUCUUCCCGAGUUCUAACUGAGCCUUCUGCUAGCCAGCCUGGAGAAGAUAGAAACAACCAACCAGAACCUACUAUUGUAUUACCAGGAUAUAUGAGAGCUGUUCCUCUUUUUAAAGUAUUAUGUUCCUGAGAAUAAUCGUCUAUGUGAUAUUCAUUUAGUUAUUGAAGGCUGGGAUGUAAUGAUAAUUUAAAUGUUUUUCCCCAGCUAACCCACAGUGAACUAAUUCUCAUACCAUUAGGUAUUUAUCAAAUUGUUUCAAAAAUGUUGUUUGCUUUGUUAAAAAGCAGGCACGUUCAUAUUAUGGAGAGAAUGUAAGGGGUAACGAUGGUUAUUUAAUAGAAGUGUGCAGGGAGGUCAGCAGUAGCCUACUUCGAGAGCUGUCGGCUUCAAAUAGCUCAUGGCUACUUCGGGGAUGCAUACAGUCUAGACAUAUUAGUCGAAAAACUUAUUUUGUUUAUGUUUUUGUUGACAGCUCUUGCAGAGGUAGAGAAGCAAUAUUGAAUGAUUAUUUCAAUUGCAUUGUAGGCAAAAGGGCUUUAGGCUUCUGCGCACAUGUUAUGUCAAUAAUAUGGUACCUUAGUCGGGCUACGUACCAAGAAAAUAUAGUACCCCCUGCACAAUUCUUAGAUGAUAUAUUAAUUAUAAUUGAAAAUGAAUAAAAAUCAACUAAAUAAAGUGUUUUAUUUUAUCACUCUUUACCCUUGAGCCUUACUUACCUUACCCUCAUUAUUCGGCUCACUGCUGAGCUCGAGUCUACUCUCAGAAUGAGAGGGGUUAGGCCAAUAGUCCAUCAUGCUGGCCCAAAGCGUAUUGGCAGACUUCACACACACAGAGAAUUAAGAAAACUCUCUGGAAUACAGGUUUCCUCAUGGUGUUUUUCUUUCACCGUUAAGACCUUACCCUACUUACCAUGAUCUCAUCAGUCAUUUGAAUUCUAUCUUAUCAUUCAUCCAAUUCGAAAAGUAAAUUAACAAUGGUCUAAGUUUAAUAAUAAAAUCAAACACUUGAAAAAUUAGCUAUUCAUUAUGUAGGUAAUAUCUAUCAGCUGUUAUCUUAAAUAACCUCACUUUUACUAAAUCUCGUAUAUCUCUAAUUCCAGAUUGUCAAAUUCUAUAAUAUUUUCAGUGAAAGUUUAAUAAUAUCUAAGCUAUUCAUUGACACUUAUUUCAUCCUUUUACAUUCGUGGCCCAAAUUGUAUGAAAGAGUUUCAAUCUCCUUUCUCAACUUCAAUA